Molecule: messenger RNA, 468 nt
Organism: Ilyonectria robusta
Lineage: Eukaryota; Fungi; Ascomycota; Sordariomycetes; Hypocreales; Nectriaceae
Exons: 5
Coding region: 83-310 (75 amino acids)
Source: RefSeq, a predicted model, not a curated record
CCAGUAGAGGGUGAGCCAUUCGACAUCUUCUCAUCAACUACACAACCGACUUUACUUACCCCUACAACCGAACCGUACCAACAUGAAGCUUUCAAUCGCUUUUGUCCUUGGUGUCUGUGGCCUGGGAAUGGCGGCGGACCUUGGAUCAGGGCUUCAGAAAGUAAAGUGCAAAACCAACGCUGUGUGCAGAUCCAUAUGCUCUUCAACAUCGUAUCCAAGAUGUUGUAGCAACCCUCAGGACAAGAGCAGCAAUUAUUGCUAUUGCUACGCCUCAGCCAACGUCAUUGACAAAUCCUGUGCAAAGGAUUGAAAAUUCUAUGGGGGAUUCGAUCAAGUUAGCAUAAGUCAUUGCAUGGAGUUCUCCACGUGAGUUUAAGCUCGGCUGGCUUUUUGCGGGUAGAUAGUUAUUGCACUCGACAACACAUAAUAGCAAACUCAAUGUCACAUCAAUCCAUUUGGCUAUACCAA